Budorcas taxicolor (takin) is the source of this 538-nucleotide messenger RNA. RefSeq names its product single-stranded DNA-binding protein, mitochondrial-like. Gene Ontology annotation, biological process: mitochondrial DNA replication; positive regulation of helicase activity. NCBI's taxonomy places the organism in Eukaryota, Metazoa, Chordata, Mammalia, Artiodactyla, Bovidae. Gene Ontology annotation, molecular function: single-stranded DNA binding. The record is from RefSeq and is a predicted model, not a curated record. Gene Ontology annotation, cellular component: mitochondrial nucleoid.
GAUUCCCUGCCUGGAGGCUGUGUGGGCCAGAGCCUCAGGAAAAGACUAAAGAUUAGAUUGGAAGAAGAGAGAGUAGAAGCCAUGUUUCGAAGACCUGUAGUACAGGUACUUCGUCAGUUUGUAAGACAUGAGUCUGAAGUAGCUAGCAGUUUGGUUCUCGAGAGAUCUCUGAAUUGCGUGCAGUUGCUUGGUCGAGUAGGUCAGGACCCUGUCAUGAGACAGGUAGAAGGAAAAAACCCAAGUACAAUAUUUUCCCUAGCAACAAAUGAGAUGUGGCGACCAGGGGAAAACGAAACCUACCAAACGGGUGAUGUCAGUCAGAAGACAACAUGGCAUAGAAUCUCAGUGUUCCGACCCGGCCUCAGAGAUGUGGCCUAUCAGUACGUGAAAACGGGGUCUCGAAUUUAUGUGGAAGGGAAAGUAGACUAUAGUGAAUAUACGGAUAAAAACAACAUGAGACGACAAGCAACAACAAUUAUAGCUGAUAAUAUUAUAUUUCUGAGUGACCAGAUGAAAGAGAAGCCGUAGACUGGACGAU